AUGGUUGACCAAACAAAAGUCGAGAAUAUUAUAGGCUACAAGUUCUCUAAUAGCGAUUUGCUAACGGAGGCUUUGGAGGCAUCCGGUCGCGCGUACACGCAUGACACGGAAGGCGGAGCGGACGGUAACAAAAGAUUAGCUCUCGUCGGCGACGCCAUUCUAACUUUAAUUCAAUUGGAUCAGUGGUACCCAUCAAGCGAUAGCCGAGGUCUGCGAGCUGCUUGUUUCGUAUCUGUGUCCGAGGGUAUUGCAAUGGUUGCUAAUUGGACCGUCGUCUUUCAGAGACCGCAAAUAAUGCACGAAAGAAAUACACAUCAAACAUAA
This is a messenger RNA of Orbilia oligospora ATCC 24927, 324 nucleotides long. RefSeq lists its product as uncharacterized. The record is from RefSeq and is a predicted model, not a curated record. The transcript has a single exon. Gene Ontology annotation, biological process: RNA processing. Lineage: Eukaryota; Fungi; Ascomycota; Orbiliomycetes; Orbiliales; Orbiliaceae. The coding region runs from base 1 to 324 and encodes 107 amino acids. Gene Ontology annotation, molecular function: ribonuclease III activity.